GUGCGUAUGGGCGUGGCAGUGAAGUUGACAUCAUUGCAUUGUGUCAGACACCUGAAAACAACCGGAUUAAAGAACGCUGCUGGCGGCGUUCACUUUAAUCUAAACAAUCAGAAAACAAAAUGGUGGAGCAAACGAGACCAACUCCAAACACCACCACUCUCCAGGCUGGUCCUGUGGAGCUGGAGGAUGGCACAUUAUCUGACGUGACCACAAGGGAGGCCCGGACCAUUGGUCGGCAGCUGGCCCAGAUAGGAGAUGAGCUGAACCAGCGCUGGGCCCACCGGCUGCCUGACCAACGGCUACUGCAGCCGCUGGACAGAACAAACAUCUUCAUCAGAGCCAGAGUCUACAGGCGUUACUUUUUGACGGAGGGGAGGGGUCUCAGAAAUGUCUUUGCUCUGGCUAAACUGUGGCUGAAUCCUCUAAUUAACAACCAGCCUGUCUGGGUGUCCAGUUUAUGUCUUUCUGGUCAGCGCUGGACCACAGGUUUGCUGGUGUCCACUGCACUUAUGGCCACGGCGGCUGUUUGCGUUGCACUCUGGGAACUGAAAAAGGACUGAUCCUCGCACAGAUGGGCUAUAAGCUGGCCUUAGCCCGCAGAUUGUUUUGCUUUGUUUAGUUUUUUAUAUAAUUGAAUAUAUUUAAUUUGUUUUCCAAAUGUUCUUUCUUGCAUGGAUAAUUGAAUGGUAUUGAAGUGCUGGCUCACAACUGUUUUUUAUUUGUGUACAUCAUAGAGUGUUUUGAUGUGGCUGUUGCUGGUGCACAGCCUGUUCUAUGAGGGCAAAGUCUGUUGCUAAGUGAAAGGACAACGGCUGUGCGUGUGUGUAUCCCUCCCCACGCUUGUUAUCAAACAGAAUCAUGUGUUCCAACAUCAGGGAAGCUGGACUUUCAAUUCCAUCCUAAUUUGAAUGUGAUUAUAAACACAAAUUUAAACUUGUUCAAUAAAAAUAGCUUUGAAAAAAAAAAUCUGAAUUCUAAUCACUAUGUUUGUAUUGACUUCAAAAUGCCUACUUGAGGUCCAUUGUAAUUGAUCGACAUAUUGAUCUUUGAGUAAAAAAAUAGUUUAUUGUG
Molecule: messenger RNA, 1071 nt
Organism: Alosa sapidissima (American shad)
Lineage: Eukaryota; Metazoa; Chordata; Actinopteri; Clupeiformes; Clupeidae
Gene: bik
Product: BCL2 interacting killer
Exons: 6
Coding region: 120-560 (146 amino acids)
Biological process (GO): regulation of apoptotic process
Source: RefSeq, a predicted model, not a curated record